Messenger RNA from Etheostoma spectabile (orangethroat darter), 1036 nucleotides. Its product is annotated as troponin I, slow skeletal muscle. Gene Ontology annotation, biological process: cardiac muscle contraction; skeletal muscle contraction. The record is from RefSeq and is a predicted model, not a curated record. Bases 31 to 594 code for a protein of 187 amino acids. Lineage: Eukaryota; Metazoa; Chordata; Actinopteri; Perciformes; Percidae. Gene Ontology annotation, cellular component: troponin complex. The transcript has 6 exons.
UUGUUUCAGGAGCCCGACAGACCCAGAGCCAUGAAUAUCAAAGGGGAGAAGCCAAAGUCAAAAAUUACAGCUUCUCGCAAGCUCUCUCUCAAGAUGCUUCUCCUCACAAGAGCCUGUGAGGAUUUGGAAAAAGAGAAGCAGGAAAGGGAAGAGGAGAAAGUGCGCUAUCUAGAAGAAAAGUUGCCCCCUUUGCAACUGUCUGGAUUAUCACUGGAUGAACUACAAAAAAUGUGCAAGCAGCUUCAUUCACAAAUUGAUGUUGUGGACGAGGAGAGAUAUGACUGCGAAUCUAAAGUGGGCAAACACAACAAAGAUAUCCAUGAGCUGAAGCUGAAGAUCCAGGACCUUGGAGGCAAGUUCAAAAAGCCUGCCCUGAGGAAGGUGAGGGUGUCGGCAGAUGAGAUGAUGAGAGCUCUCCUGGGCUCCAAACACAAGGGCUCGAUGGACCUCAGAGCCAACCUCAAAUCCGUGAAGAAGGAGGAUGGCAAACAGGACAAGGUGCUCACUAGUGAAGACUGGCGUAAGAAUGUGGAGGCCAUGUCGGGCAUGGAGGGCCGCAAGAAGAUGUUCGAUACAGCCGGUGGAGCACAGUGAGACACUCUGUAAGGAAUCCUGCAAACGAUGAAGCUGGUCAAUAAGAGCGGGGAAAAAGAAGGUGUCUCGACAGAAAUAUGGAAUAGUCAUUUGAAGGCUAAGUGACUUGAAAGCUGUAGGAAUUAAGCAUAAAAGUCAUAAGCAUGUAUGACCACGAGUACAUCAGUUGUGCCUCCAUUUGCUAAAUGGCCAAUUUCUGUGCAGUGACUCAAAGCACUUAAAGAAAAGUGUAGAAUGUGUAAAUUCCCAUUAUUUUUGUUUUAUAUUUUAUGACCAAAUUAUUAUUUUUGUUUUGUUAUGGCAUCUUUAGGCAAUUAAAAUGGAUAUAAAUAAAGUUUCAGUCUUUAACUUCAUCCUGUUUCACUUUACUGGCACUCGUCAGUUUAUGUGUGGCACGCAAGAGGAUGGAAAGCAGCUAAACUCGUGCUGGAUUAAAAAAGGA